UUAUAAAAAAUAAUUUUGACUUAUUUUAGGUCAAAGGAAAGUUUGGCAUCUAUCAUUCUUUAUGGUUUGUAUGGAAUAGUUGGAAUUGGAUUUGGUGAAAUAGCACCUGUAUUUUUAGCAACUGCUAAGAAUUAUGGUGGACUUGCCAUGACUGUGUUUGAACUUGGAAUUUUAAUUUUAAUCUAUAGUAUUAUUGUUGUCAUUGCACAGGUUUUUACAGCAAAGCUGCAGUUUUUGUUUGGAUCAAAAAAGACAUUUAUUGGAUGCAUCCUUAUAUUUGCUUCUGUGACUCCACUCUUGCCGCUUUCUGCAUUACUUAAAAACAGUGCACUGCGGUGGAUCUUUCUUACGAUUGUCUUUGUUUUAGUUAAUUCUGUAAAUAAUGUAUGCUUCAUAUGCAUUAAUGUAUUUUUGGGAAACAGUGUUAAACCUGAUCUUUUUGGUACAGUCAAUGGCUUAGGAAUGUCUGUUUCUAGUAUAGGAAGGGCGCUGGGACCAACAAUUUUUGGAAUUUCUUACAGUUGGUCCUUGUCAAAUCUUGAUAAUCACAGACUUGGGUUUCCAUUCAAUCAAUACUUUGUUUUUUUCUUAAUAUCCAUCGGCUGUUUCUUAAAUUGUGCUUACGUAUACUUUUUUAUUCCGGCAUCGUUAAAUAAAAGAAAAGUUCUUCCAGAGAAAUGUGAAACAGAUUAACAAGACAGUUAUUUGCAACCUUUUUUUUUAAAUAUUUUUUUGUUUAUUUUUUUGUUUUUUACGUUUAGAUUGAUAUUAUGAAAUAUUUAAUUUUUAUAA
Messenger RNA from Hydra vulgaris (swiftwater hydra), 792 nucleotides. NCBI's taxonomy places the organism in Eukaryota, Metazoa, Cnidaria, Hydrozoa, Anthoathecata, Hydridae. The record is from RefSeq and is a predicted model, not a curated record.